AUGCCCCCCUCUAACUUCAGAUACAAGGUCCGAGCUUCCAAGGGUGCUCUCCAAGUACCAUGUGCUCCUGAACUUGCCAAUAUGCUCCAAUGUUUCGCCACUACCGGAGAUUUGAGACAUACGCAAUCGUGCGCGGAUAGCGCAAAGAUGUUGCAUGCUUGUAUGGCUACAGGGAAGGGGAAGGGUGGCAAGCAGGGAAGCUCUAUCAACCACCUUUUGGGCAAGAUCCGAAGAUAG
Cryptococcus wingfieldii CBS 7118 is the source of this 237-nucleotide messenger RNA. RefSeq lists its product as hypothetical. The coding region runs from base 1 to 237 and encodes 78 amino acids. Lineage: Eukaryota; Fungi; Basidiomycota; Tremellomycetes; Tremellales; Cryptococcaceae. The record is from RefSeq and is a predicted model, not a curated record. Gene Ontology annotation, biological process: mitochondrial translation. The transcript is spliced from 3 exons. Gene Ontology annotation, molecular function: structural constituent of ribosome. Gene Ontology annotation, cellular component: mitochondrial small ribosomal subunit.